AUGAGUCUGCCUCAGCGAGACGAAGCGGUUACCGUCGGUUCUCUGCGGAUGAGGCAAACGACGCAGCUGGUUGCCCAGUCCCGGUCUAGCGCAACACAGUUCGCGUCUUCUCCCGCCGCCUUGGCCUCUCCCGCCCUGCAUUUUGCCUUGCUGGAGAUUUCGGCCCGAUCUCUCGCAGACGUUGCUCUCGGGCGACGACAGGCGCCUCCGCCCGUCCCCCGCGGACCCGCCUCCCGCGCGUCUCUUCCCGGCGGUCGCCUUGCCUCCCUCUUUGGCCUCUGUCUCGUCCUCUUCUUCAGCGACACCUUACCUGUCUCUCAGCCGCCCGUUUUUGUCCUCGCAGCUGCCGAUGCGACCUCGCCCUCGUCUUCACCUUCAGACGCGGCUUCACGGAACCUCGACCGCUCUGUCUCUGGAACGCAGAGUGGCGGCAACGAUCGCGCGCCGCCCUCGCCUGUCGGUGCUCACCUCCUCGAGGCGCUCUCUGCGUAUCGCCGCGCGGAGAAAAAGAAUGAGUUGUCUGCCGCCGACCGAGAGGCUCUUUUGUCUCUGCUUCGGGAAAUCGAGGACGUGAAAAACAAUGUGAAGCAGUCGCUUUCUCAGGACUCUCGCGGUUCCGCGCAAGAAGAACAUGCAUCAGUCAGUCGAAAAAGAGACAGCGAUGGCCCAGACACGCACCUGCCUUCUGCCCCUGACUCGCCGGCUCGGCAGGGACGUGUGUCGACCAGAGACGAAGUCCCCGGAGUGUCCGAAGAGCGAAGAAGGUGGGAGAGGGAACAGGAGAAAGAGAGGGAACGGGCGAGAGGAGGAAGGUCGAGUUUCCCUGCUGCGCUCGUGUUUAUCUCCAUUUGCGUCGCCUCGCUGCUGGUCUUUGUGAUUGUGCGCCUCGAAACGAAAGCGAUGGUGCGGGGCGGAAAACGCCACAAAGAACGAUCACGGGGGAAUGGAUCGAAGGCGAGAGAAAAAGAGAUGAGCGACGAGAGCGAGGGAAGCGACGCAUGCGAAGGCGGGGCAUCUCCACGCUCGACACGCCAUCGCAGAGAAGAGGCAGAACGAUACGGGGCGUUCACGGGGCCUUCUUCGUCGCAUGGCGCUGUGAGACGAAGGAGAGGCCACCACCCCACGCGAGAAGAGCACGACGUACACGAUCCCCGCGCACGCGCCACGGGGUGUACGUACACCAGCUCCACGAGGUUCCAGUACCCAGCGAACCACAAGGUCUCGGACGUUGAGGAGGAACCAUCUCUAGCUGUGAAUGACAGUGAGCGAGAGAGAGGCACAUCGCCGUCGGCCUGCGAGAGUCAAAGAGCGCGAGACCUUGGAGACGCAACCUGUUCGCACGCGCAGCGGAGGCGCGAUGCAGCGCCAAAAGACAACGGGCCAGCAAACACAUCGCGAGGCGCAGAAGACGCACAGAGUCCCGGUGCUCCCUCUGGAGACCAGGAACCCCUCGCAGCGCAAGUGGAUUCCGCCUUCGCGGCGAGUGCUCGGCCGCUGCGUGCCUCCGCGCAGGAGUCUGAGAAACAGCAGGCGUACGAGGACUUGUGCACGCGUUUGUUUGGGCGCCUCGCCGCUCUCGUGCCUGAGGAUCGACCGGGCCCCAAGCACGGACCUGCGAGCCCAGCAGAGACACGUGGAGACACUUCCACGCAGGAAGGCGCGUGGAAAGGUGAGGCCGAGAAGACGGAGGCGGGGGAAAUCCUUACUUCUCUUGAGAGAAUGCUCAAAGACAUUGAAGACGAUUUCAGCACGAACCGCGCUGCCCAUGUCACGUGCAUGAUUCGAUGUUGCAACACCCUGCUCCGCCUCGACGGCCUCACCCUCCUCAGCCGCUGCAGAAAGGAAGACUCGCUGCGCGAAAAGGCUCAAAAGGUGAUUGAAACCGUCGUCCCGUGCAUUUGGUCUUCCUAG
Neospora caninum is the source of this 1911-nucleotide messenger RNA. RefSeq lists its product as hypothetical. The transcript has 2 exons. The coding region runs from base 1 to 1911 and encodes 636 amino acids. Lineage: Eukaryota; Apicomplexa; Conoidasida; Eucoccidiorida; Sarcocystidae. The record is from RefSeq and is a predicted model, not a curated record.